This is a messenger RNA of Rhizopus microsporus ATCC 52813, 946 nucleotides long. RefSeq names its product GDSL Lipase/Acylhydrolase. Bases 88 to 822 code for a protein of 244 amino acids. Lineage: Eukaryota; Fungi; Mucoromycota; Mucoromycetes; Mucorales; Rhizopodaceae. The record is from RefSeq and is a predicted model, not a curated record. The transcript has 5 exons. Gene Ontology annotation, molecular function: hydrolase activity, acting on ester bonds.
AUACGGUCGUUUAAGAGAGCCAUAAGCUGCUGGUGUUUAAAUAGCAAGUUUAAGCUUUCCGUUAUUUUUCUCUAGUUCUUUUUACUAAUGACAGCAAAUUGCCCAUACAACCAAAUCGUUUUGUUUGGAGACUCUAUCACUCAGAUGAGCUUUGAUCCUGAACUUGCAGGCUUUGGUUCGGGAUUAGCUAAUGCGUACAUUCGAAAAAUGGAUAUCAUCAAUCGUGGAUUUUCUAGGUACAACACGGACUGGUCCCUUCCUAUCUUGAAGCAAAUUUUACCUACGGUAGAGGACCAAGCAAGAUCAAAAGCUAGUAUUCCUUUAAUGACCAUAUUCUUUGGUGCCAAUGAUGCUGCUCUGUAUCCUUCGCCUCAACACGUUCCUGUUGAUAAAUACAAGUCAAACAUUAAGGAAAUGGUCAACCUGAUCAAGGACCCUCAGUCAGAGUUUUAUAAUCCAAAGAUGCGUCUUAUCCUUAUUACUCCUCCUCCAGUGUAUGAGCCUUUGUGGAAGAAGAGAUGUGAAGAGCGGGGCGAUCCUUUGAAUCGUACGAAUGAGUCCGCAAAAACUUAUGCAGAAGCAUUAAAGGAAACAGCCAAAGAAUUGAACGUUGUCGUCAUCGAUCUUUGGACAGCCAUUAUGAGCGCAAGUGAGCAAAAUAAACAAGAUCUUUCUUAUUUCUUAUCUGAUGGCUUACAUCUAACUGAUAAAGGCUAUAAAAUCCUAUUUGAUGCUGUCAUGGAAACUAUCUCUGUUCAUUUCCCUGAUAUACAUCCUGAUGCUUUAAAGUUUGAGAUAGCUGUGGAUGCUGCCAACUUCUAAGUUGUCCUUGUAUUUAAAAUAAAUCGGAAAAUAAAGACAUCGAAUGUAAGCGAAAACUAAAAAAAGGAUGUACAGUUUGAAUGUAAACGGAAAACAGUAUAAAUCUAUCCAAGUCUUUUUUUUA